Messenger RNA from Fusarium tjaetaba, 792 nucleotides. Its product is annotated as pre-mRNA-splicing factor 38A. The transcript has a single exon. The record is from RefSeq and is a predicted model, not a curated record. Gene Ontology annotation, cellular component: precatalytic spliceosome. Lineage: Eukaryota; Fungi; Ascomycota; Sordariomycetes; Hypocreales; Nectriaceae. The coding region runs from base 1 to 792 and encodes 263 amino acids.
AUGAGCAGAAACAAAGACACAGUUCACGCCGAUGCGCGUCGCUUCCUCGAUGAGCGUGGCUCUAACGUAUCGGUCGCGCCAAACGGCCUCAAUCCUGCGACUAUUAUGGAAAAAGCCGUUAAGGAUCGCAUCGUCGACUCAUACUUCUACAAAGAGCAAUGCUUUGCGCUCAACGAAGCGGAUAUUGUAGAUCGCGUCGUCGAGCAUGUCAAUUUCAUUGGUGGAACGUACGGUGUCACACAAAAGCCCAGUCCAUUCCUGUGUCUUGCCUUCAAGCUACUUGAGCUGUCGCCCAGCGAUGCAGUGCUUAUGGAAUACCUGAAAUAUGGCGGAGAGGCUUUUAAAUACCUGCGCGCGCUUGCGUGCUUCUAUUUCCGACUCACAAGACAAGCGAAGGACGUGUACCAGAUGCUGGAGCCGUUCCUCGAGGAUCGGCGCAAACUUCGACGAAGAGGAAGGGCGGGCGUGGUGUUGACAUUCAUGGACGAAUUUGUGGAUGAGCUUUUGACAAAGGAGCGAGUGUGCGGUACAAGUCUUUGGAAGAUGCCAAAGCGAGAAGUUUUAGAAGAUUUGGAAAUUCUUGAGCCAAGGGUCAGUCCCCUGGGCGACCUUGAGGACCUUCUUGAGGAAGAGGACGAAGCAGAGAAAGAGAAUGGAACAAGAGAAGAAUCUGGAGAGAUCUCCGAUAGAGAUGAUAUGGAAGUUGAUCGCGAUGAGAGGAGAAGUCAGAUUCGAAGCCGCAGUCGAAGUCGAAAUCGAAGUCAAAGUGACAGCCGAAGUCGAUCACCUUGA